This is a messenger RNA of Meloidogyne enterolobii, 636 nucleotides long. NCBI's taxonomy places the organism in Eukaryota, Metazoa, Nematoda, Chromadorea, Rhabditida, Meloidogynidae. The record is from the annotation of a GenBank genome assembly.
AUGUUUGUACGAUUGCGUAGACUGAAACCAACAAUUUCACUCCCUGUGUUCUUUAUUAUUUUUUCUAAAUUUUUUAAUUUGAUUAUUGCUUCUGGUCAAUUACGUUUUCAUUUGGCUAUUUUUAAUAUUUCUGAACAUGGCAUAAAUGACAGCAAUGUUUCUAAUCCUAUUAAAAGUUGUUACUGUAUUAAUGGCGGUAAAUGUAUUGGAAGUAAAUGUGUUUGCCCCCUUGGCUAUUGGGGAGAGAAUUGUGAAAAAUGUAUUCCAAACUCAAGAUGUAAAGGAUUUUGUCGUCGGGGACCUGGUGGAUGUUCUUGUCCCUUUGGAAAGGGAGGACAAUUUUGUGAAAAAGAUUUGGUAUUCUGCACUAAAAAUUCACCUUGUCAGAAUGGUGGAAUAUGCCAAAAUAAUGCUGAAGGAAAUUAUACUUGUAAAUGUAUUCCCGGUUUUGGCGGCAGAAAUUGUGAAAGAAAAUUAACAAAAUGUGAAGAAGAACCAUGCUAUAAUGGGGCAAAAUGCAUUCCAGUUAAUUCUGAAGCCAUAAUUUUUUAUUUAUUCUCUUUUCUAGUCGUUUUCCUAUCCUGGAUUUCGUUGUUUGUGUUCUUCUCUACUUGGUCUUUUUGGCCGUUUUUGUGA